CGAACGGCCAACUUUUAGCUGUGUAGAGGAGUAAGGACUGUGUAGCAGAGAUGAACGGGGUGUCUGCAGAGAAAGAAGGAGUUGGAGGACCAGAGCUGAGUCCCGCACUGCGUAAACUAGCUGAAGAAUGGCUCACUCUGGACAGGAACCCGUCCACGGUGCAGGAGAUAGAGAGGCUGCGGGAUGAUGGUGACGAGAAAACGCUGCAGUCGCUGCUCGGGUCUAGAAUGGUGUUCGGGACGGCCGGGCUCAGAGCCAAGAUGGGAGCCGGCUAUUCUCGCAUGAACGACCUCACCGUUAUCCAAACUGCUCAGGGUCUCGCUAGUUGUCUGCUGGAGCAGUUUGGAUCAGGGGAAUGUGGGAAGAGAGGUGUGGUAGUUGGCUACGAUGCUCGACACAACAGUCGGAGAUUCGCUGAGUUGUCAGCAACCAUUUUCCUCAACAAGAAUUUCAAAGUUUACCUCUUCUCAAACUUUACCCCAACUCCCUACACACCAUAUGCAGUGGUGAAGUUUGGCUGUGUGGCUGGCGUGCAGGUGACUGCCUCUCACAAUCCUAAGGAGUACAACGGAUACAAAGUCUACUGGAGCAAUGGAGCACAGAUCAGACCGCCACUGGAUUCCGACAUUCAGUCACACAUAUCUGCCAACCUGAACCCUCUCCCUACGUCCUGGGACACCUCUGCCCUCCAGAAGGCAUCUUCCGACAUCCUAGAUCCUCUAGCGUCCGUGACUGCCACUUACUUCACUGACACCCUCCAUCUCUGCUACAGAAGAGAAGACAACGCCAGCUCUCCAGUCAAGAUCGUCUAUACUCCCAUGCACGGAGUGGGGGCUGAGGGAGCCAGAGAGGCCUUCAGGACCUUUAGUCUCCCGGACUUCAUCCCAGUUCCAGAACAGAUCGACCCAGACCCAGAAUUCAGAACAGUGGCGUUCCCUAACCCAGAGGAAGGGCAUUCCGCUCUGGGUCUAGCGGAGAAGACGGCAGAGAGACACGGAGCCACACUGAUCCUGGCCAACGACCCAGAUGCAGACCGACUGGCAGUGGCGGAGAGAUCGGACCCCUCCACCAGGGAGUGGGACAUCCUGACUGGGAACGAGAUCGGAGCUCUGCUCGGCUGGUGGCUGUUCAAGAACUACAGAGACUCACACCCUCACUUCAAUGGUAAGAAUGUCUACAUGCUGGCCAGCACCGUCUCCUCGAAGUUCCUACAGAGAAUGGCCAGCGUCGAGGGCUUUCAAUUCGAGGUCUGUGUCUACACAACUUGAGCCUCCACCGUAUAGAGUAUGGCAGUUUUUAGCUGGAACGAGCGGGAUUUCGUUCUGCCGGGCACAUAUAAACCUGCUGUAUGAUACACUACAUUGCUGAGAAGGAGGCGCGAGCAUUUAAUUUUGCUUUUAGCGAUUAGGUUUUGUUGAAAUGUUCCCACUAUAGUUCCUUGUUUACUACAGAGUAACCGGAAGGUGCCCCUUACGCAGACACUGGUCAACUAUUCCAAUAGUCCAGCUAAUUAUAGGGUCCCCUGUUUGUGCUCUCUGUUGUGGUAUUCCCGUGGUUAAUGGUGUCCAGGAAACACUCACGGGGUUCAAGUGGAUGGGUAACAGGGCGCACGAGCUACUGCAGCAAGGACACGAGGUCCUGUUUGCCUUCGAGGAGGCCAUCGGCUACAUGUGUGGGUGUAGAGUCCUGGACAAAGACGGGAUCAGUGCUGCGGCAGUGAUGGCCGAGUUUGCCGGCUGGCUGGCCGGGCAGGGGAAAAACUUCCGUCAACAGCUCGAUGAGCUGUAUGCUAGGUAUGGGAGGUUCGAGUCAGAGGUGUCCUACUUCGUCUGCCACUCUCAGGACACCUUCACACAACUUUUCAAUGGAAUCAGAUCUAGAGAUGAUGGGAACUACCCAAAGACGUGUGGUCCCUAUGUAGUUGACAGUAUCAUUGAUCUGACUGUUGGUUACGACAGCUCCUCAUCUCCUCCUGACUUCAAACCAUUUCUACCGGUGGACCCAAACUCACAGCUGAUAAAGUUUAUUCUGGACGACAUGACGUGUGAGUGCACCCUGCGAACCAGUGGCACCGAACCCAAGAUAAAAUACUACAUCGAGAUCUCUUCCAAGAUUGGAGAAACGGUUUCGAAGGAGGAGCUGACGAAAAAACUGAGAAAAGUGGCGGAAGCCGUCGUCUCUGAGUUUCUGCAGCCCGAGAGAUGGGGUCUGGAGGCAAGACCCACGCAAUAACUGCAACGUCGCAAACUCUCAAUUUUAUAUCUCCUCAGCGUGUGUUGUGUGUCUGUGUCUGUGUCUAUUUGCAGUUCAGCAAAAAAAACACCAUAAUUACGUAGCCAGGGAUGUCAUUGCGCAGGUAUUUAUGUUGCCCCACCAAAGAUUAAUCAUGCAUGUUGUAUGCAUAUGCAUGUAUUUGUGUGUACAUUAUGCAGCCCAAAGAGGCUGGAAAAUAAUAAAAAGCCAAAUCACACGCUUAUAGCAUGAGAUAUUAUUUCACAGAG
Molecule: messenger RNA, 2501 nt
Organism: Geodia barretti
Lineage: Eukaryota; Metazoa; Porifera; Demospongiae; Tetractinellida; Geodiidae
Source: the annotation of a GenBank genome assembly